Archocentrus centrarchus (flier cichlid) is the source of this 3076-nucleotide messenger RNA. It is a transcript of the gene toporsa, whose product is annotated as topoisomerase I binding, arginine/serine-rich a. Gene Ontology annotation, biological process: protein monoubiquitination; protein polyubiquitination. The transcript is spliced from 2 exons. The coding region runs from base 167 to 2569 and encodes 800 amino acids. NCBI's taxonomy places the organism in Eukaryota, Metazoa, Chordata, Actinopteri, Cichliformes, Cichlidae. Gene Ontology annotation, molecular function: ubiquitin protein ligase activity; metal ion binding. The record is from RefSeq and is a predicted model, not a curated record.
GCGGAAGUUGCUCGUUGAAUUCACCGACUCAGAAAGAGGGGUUCACAGUCCUGUCAACAGACGCUCUAGGAAUGACAACUGUAUAGUAACUAAUGGGUUUCUACAAGAAGGGAAGGAGUAAUCAGUUGCCAGCCGUGUUCGUGAUUGUCUGAAGGAUUCAGAGAUCAUGUCAGCAGUAAAGAUUGCCCUGCGUCUGAGCCAAAAAAAUGGCAGAAAAAAACCCUCUGAAAAGACGUCUGCGGAGGUGUCGCCUGACUCCAAGUGUCCCAUCUGUUUGGACACAUUCAGCAACAUUUCCUGCCUGGACCGUUGCCUUCACAGGUUCUGUUUCCGCUGCAUUCUUGAGUGGUCCAAGAACAAAGCAGAGUGUCCACUGUGUAAACAGCAGUUUAAUUCAAUUUAUCACAGUAUAAAAUCGGAGCAAGACUUCAAGAAGUAUGACCUGCAGCCAGUGGACAAUGGCUCUUUUGGUUAUUUUCAGGGAGUGCGGUUUAGAUACCGUACAACUCUCACCGCAGCCCAACGACAGAUGCGAGGAAGGAUGUCUCCAGCUCAAGACAUUGGUAUAAUGUCUGAAGGCCCAACAAAUUCUUCCCAACAGCGGCCAGACCGUUACAUGCGGCGCAUGAUGAUGAGGCUGGCAACCCAAAGGAGAGCGGCGAGGGAAGGCAGGGCGGUGGCCAAUGUCCGAGAGCAAGAAAUGAUAAACUUUAGACGGGAGCUAUACCGACGCGGGGUGAGGGUUCGAAAUGUUCGGGAUGGUGGCCGCUCCCGAGACACCUCAGCUGAGUUUUACCGAAGAAAUCCAGCCUGCCUUCACAGACUAAUCCCCUGGCUGAAAAGAGAACUAAAUGUGUUAUAUGGGACCCAUGGCUCUUUGGGCAACAUGGUUCAGCACAUCAUCAUGUCACACAUUACACGUUAUGACAUGGAAGAUGGAGCUAUUCAGGAAGAGCUCAGGCACUAUCUCCAUGGUCACACAGAGCACUUUAUGCACGAGUUCAUCAGCUUUGCAAAGUCCCCAUUCAAUAUGGAGGCGUAUGAUCAGCACGCUGUCUAUGACUGCCCAGCCCCUUCCUCAAAUGAAGACAGCAGCUCCAGUUCAUCUAUAAUUGCCAUCUCAGAGGAUGAAGAGAACUCUAUGGAGGUGAACCAUCCAGAAGACUCCACUUUGAGCCACGCUGUGUGGGAUGAUGAGACACCUGGGCCGUCAUAUUCUACGACAGCAGAACAGGGCAGAACAGAGCGUCUGUCAAUCCCAGACUCAGACUCUGACAGCAGUUUGGAAGAAGAGACACAAGAAUUUGGGACUUCUCCACAGCAAAUGAGUUCUCUUAACCAAACAGACCUGACUCAGGGCGAACGCAAUAAUGAAGAGUGUGUGUUUUCUGACAGUGAUGACUGUGUCAUCGUGGGUUUUGUUAAACCAACAGCAGAUCGGACUCCUGAGGUGGUUCAGCUCUCCUCUGACUCCGAGUGGUCUGCCAAUGAAGAUACUCAAGAAGUGCCUCUUCAACCUCAGCAUAUUCGUUUCACCAGUUGCAGUCCAGCAACUUUACAGAGCAGUGAUCGCAGUGGGGCUGGAUUAUCAGAAAAUAUAGAAACCGAUGAUCAUCGCCACUUGGGUUCAAAAGAAAGAUCUAGCAGCUGCAAGACAUCCAGCAAGUCAGACAGAAAAGGUUCGGGUAGAAGAUUUGACAGUAAAGAGAGAUCUAGGGAGAAGCACAGAUCAAAGGACAGACACCAUAGGAGAAAGAGGUCAAAAAGUAGAGAACGCAGGCACUCUAGCAGAAGCCCGAUGAUCUCCCACAGCAGUGUCAGCACUUAUUCUGCUGAAAGAAGUUAUUCUUACUCCGGUGGCAGAGACCACUCCAGAUGUGACAGAUAUAAUAGGGACAGUGAUUACACCUACCAGUCAUAUAGCCAUUACACCCAAGAGAGAAAUGAUAGUGGCCUGCAUUACACACAGAGGCACUCCUACUAUUACAGUAGACGCAAGUGCUCAGUUUUCCGUUCUCGCUCCAGGAGCCGCAGCAGAGACACUCAGAGGUGGGACAGGAGGCGCUCUCGAUCCAGGACUUAUUCCAGCAGUUGCUCCCCUUCUGCAAAAAAAAAAUAUCACCAUGACAAGCCUGGUGGGAAGAGGAAAUACAAAAGAAGACAUCUAGAGGAUCCUUCCAGUACCACAGUGUCUAACCCCUAUGCAGAAGGCGACUCCUCAGCAUUAAAAAAACAUAAGAAAAAAAGCAAAGAGAAGCACCGUAAAAAAUCCAAAGAGAAGUCUCGAAAGACCAGCAGGAGUCUCAGCGUGGAGCUCCUCAAUGAGGAAAAGGCACACGAGCGAAGCAGGCGUCACCAUAAGAAAAAGAAGAAACAUAAGAAGAAAAGCAAAAGGCACAAGAGUAAUGAACUCACGGAGAAGCACUCACCCGCUAUCAUUACCAUUGAUAGUGACAGCGAUUCUUUUGCCAAUGAUACUAUCAUUCAGGCCAGUAGUGCUGAUAAUAAGCCCAUGGAAAAUUGUACAGAUGACACAGCAGACCCUGCCGUUACAGAUUCACUGUUGUAAUCAUAUUUCAGAUUUACCCUCAGCUGCUAAAGCCUGCCACCAGUGUUUUAAGAUCACAACAGUGUUCAGUAGGGUGAAAGCACAUAUCAUUUAAAUGCCACGUCAAAUGUUUGCUACAGUGAUGUUUCACAGGACACUGAGACAAAGAAAGAAUGAUGUAUACAUAAUAAGAGAUAUGAUCUUUUUAGGUCUCAGUGGUCUGAUUUCUUCACUACCACUUGAAACAAUCCUUUUUAUGUGCUAUGUGCUACUAUAAGUAAGACGAAUGGAAUAAUAUUGAGAAUGUCCCAUCUUUUUUUUUUUAAAGUCAGUUCUUAUUCUGCGAAUUCUGUUGUAUUAUGUGCUGAGGUUUUCUCAGGGUUAAUGUUGAUUACAAGUUGUGUGUUGUCAUAACUCAGCUAUAAUCUGGAGACAAAAGAAUAUGAUGAUUUGAUUUCAGAAUAAAUUCUUUUGUAUUAAAUUUUAUUUCUAAAUAAAUUUUAAAGAAUCAUUGUGUGUCUGGGAAAA